CCUGCCUCCGGCACAAGGCCGGCAUCGAUGUGAUUACGUGGAGCGUGCAGAGAUUUUUCUUUCGGGUUCGACAGCUAGGUUAGACUAACAUCGCAUGGAUGGUGGAGGUCUGCCGAUUACCGACGGAUGUUGAUGGUUCAAUCUCGAUUAUGUACACCGGUUGCUUCAAGGCUUCAAGAAUCGGAGGCCUUGAAGCUGAUGGCGAGUGUUUAAGCGACUCAGCGGUUUGAUGGACGGCAAUCGAAACUGGCCUUUGAUCGCCUCCCUGGGCUCCGAAGGAUGGCUGUUCUUGACUACUGAAGUCUGUCUUACGACCAUCCUGAUUCCUAUUAGGCUUCGAACUUACAACCCUGAAGAUGUCCUUGUCCGCAAUGAGUGGUACGGCCCAUGCCCACCGAUGUCAGUCUCCAAGCGGUCCCCUGGGCCACAUUGUAUAAUAUAACCCUCAGCCUCGUUGCCGAAGACGCCUUUUUAAAAUGGUACUCGGUCAGAGGCGGCCUGCGUGGAUGGCACUGGCUUCUGGGCUGGAAAACGUCUCUCAUAAAAAAGAAUAUAAUUACUUCCAUCGCCCGGCAAUACCCAUACACAGCUACCAAUACAUCCAUACAAUUCUUUUCUCCCUGUUACUCCACUUAAUUCCUAUACAGCACAAUUGGAAUAUUUUGCUUGGUUACAUAACAUCAUUGAAGCAAAUAAACUCGCAUAUUUUCACUCUUUUCGUCGUCAAACACCCUCAAACACCUCAUACCAGUCCCCACCAGCAGAUAUUGUUACCCUGCAUCUCUUUUGUUGCAUCUGAGUCCAAAGUUUUUUUCCAACCUUUUUGCUUGCCUUUUCUUUUGCAGUUUCCAGAUUUUAAAUCUCCAAAAUGGCCCCUUCACUACUCCGGACGUUGGUUGUCAUUUCUCUGACCACGUCACCUUUCCUCUCGAAUGCCCAAACUGGCGGGGCCACAGCUUCUGGUGGAGAUCCGACACUCUCGCUCACUCCACUACCGCUUAGUAAAACUUAUCCUGCCGGAACCCAGUCACCGAUCCCAGGGGCACCCCCGCUUCCCGCUGUCUCAAUAGACCUCAGUCAAUACCCGCCACUCGACAAGCUUGCUCCAACGGAUUCGGAUGUUGUGAAAGCAUGGCUCGCAAAAAUAGAUAUGACCAAAGUGCCUGCUAUAAAGCCUAACGGAUUAAACCUCUGCGCUAAUACGACCGUCAACGCUGAUGCCAUUGCCAAGGCGGGGCCAGAUGGUAAUUGUUGGUGGUCAUGUGCGGGAUGCACUCGAUCUACCGACAUCACAACCUGUCCAUCCAAGGGCACUCUCGGGGCUUCUUUUGACGACGGACCCUCGGAAUUUACACCCAACGUGCUUCAGUAUUUAGACGAAAAUAAACUAAAGGCCACCUUUUUCAUUGUUGGAUCUCGCGCUGUAAGCUCACCGGAUAUCCUUCGGGCUGAGUACAUGGCCGGCCAUCAGUUAUGCCUCCACACCUGGUCGCAUCCCUCUCUGACCACCAUAACUAACGAACAAAUAGUCGCUGAAUUUGCUUGGAGCAUGAAGGCCUUCAAGGACAUCCUUGGAAUUCAGCCCACUUGUGCAAGGCCUCCUUAUUCGGACGUCGAUGAUCGAGUUAGAUAUAUCUUGAAUGCCAUGGGACUGAAGACUAUCUUGUGGACGCGAACUAGUACCACUAACUUUGACACUAACGAUUGGAGAGUGGUUGCUGGUAGCGCAACUGCUGCAUCAUCUGUUCAAACUUUCCAAGGAUUCUUGACCACUCAAAGCACUCUGCAAACCGGUUUCAUAGUUCUCGCACACGAUUUGUUUAGCCAGACGGUCGCCCUGUCACUAAAGUAUUUCUUGCCUGCAGCGCUCAAGACCCCAGGCAUGAAGGUCCAAUCAAUAUCUGACUGUCUUGGGCAACCGGCCUCAGCAUCGUACUUCGAAACCGCAGGAGCCAGUGGAGCCGGUGGAGCCACAACGCCCGCAGGAAACUCGAGCAUAGGAACAAACGGCGCCGCAAAAGCGGGAUCAAACAGUUCAGGAAGUGCAACCAAUCAACCUGGUAGUCCGCCAAAGACGCCGAAAGAUUCGGGAGCCAGUCGAACAAAGAUUUCACUUUGUCAAUCCGCACUGUUACUCACCAUUGUCUUGAUUUUGGUCUGAAAGCUGGAGUGAAAUCCGGAUUAUUCGCGUCUUCUUUUAUGCUAUCACGACUUAAUAUAUACCUUACAGGCAUACUCUUAGGCAAAUGCUUCGAUGUGAUUCUUGAAACAUUUCCUUUUCAUUCUUUUUAAAUGACAAUCUUUGGUUUCUCUGGCUUCAGUGGUCGAAUUUCAUGCAAUCGUGACUCGCUUCGUGUCCAAGUCAAUCGCACCUCUUGAGUUUCAGCUCGACUGAUCAAGUUACUCUUUCUAUUUGAUUUUUGUGUCGCAUCUCUUUUUUUCUCAAUAGCUAAGAUAGUCUCUUUCCACUACCUCAUCUGCCUUUUCGGAAUUUCUUGAAGACGCUUUUUUGUAUAUUUUGUUUCAAAGCAAGUAACCUACAAGUCUUGUGAAUUUCGAAGCCCCAAAAUAGAUAAUCGGAUCCCAUAUUCUUGCA
This is a messenger RNA of Puccinia graminis f. sp. tritici CRL 75-36-700-3, 2596 nucleotides long. RefSeq lists its product as uncharacterized. Lineage: Eukaryota; Fungi; Basidiomycota; Pucciniomycetes; Pucciniales; Pucciniaceae. The coding region runs from base 869 to 2161 and encodes 430 amino acids. Gene Ontology annotation, molecular function: chitin deacetylase activity. Gene Ontology annotation, biological process: carbohydrate metabolic process. Gene Ontology annotation, cellular component: membrane. The record is from RefSeq and is a predicted model, not a curated record. The transcript has 6 exons.